Messenger RNA from Anolis sagrei ordinatus, 7062 nucleotides. It is a transcript of the gene IGFBP4, whose product is annotated as insulin like growth factor binding protein 4. Gene Ontology annotation, biological process: regulation of insulin-like growth factor receptor signaling pathway. Gene Ontology annotation, cellular component: extracellular region. Lineage: Eukaryota; Metazoa; Chordata; Lepidosauria; Squamata; Anolidae. Gene Ontology annotation, molecular function: insulin-like growth factor I binding; insulin-like growth factor II binding. The record is from RefSeq and is a predicted model, not a curated record.
GCUGCUCUCGCCUUCAGUGCAGAGUCCCCUUUGCUGGAAACUAGGCAGGCUUUUAUCCCCCCUGCUCUUCCUUGCCAGCCACUUCGAGAGGCAUUCUCACAUCUUCCUGGCCUCUGCUGUCCAGCUUUCAGGACCCAAUCUAACUUGUUUAAGCCUUGCCCUGCCAUGCCAUCGGGAAGUGUGCACAUCACUUUGCUUCUCCUGGCCCAAGUGGGUUUGUCACUCAGCCUGGAGGCCAUCCAGUGCCCACCUUGCUCUGAGGAGAAGCUGGCCCGAUGCAGGGCACCUUCAGGAUGCGAGGAGCUGGUCCAAGAGCCCGGCUGUGGCUGCUGUGCCACUUGCGCCCUGGCGAAAGGCAUGCUUUGUGGGGUCUACACCCCGCGAUGUGGGUCCGGUCUGCGGUGUUAUCCGCCACGGGGCAUGGAGAAGCCCUUGCAUACGCUUAUGCAUGGCCAAGGGGUGUGCAUGGAGCUGGCAGAAGUGGAAGCCAUCCAGGAGAGCAUCCAGUCCACAGAACUGGAGGAAGUUGUUGAACUCCCACAGCCCAACAACUUCAGCCCCUGCAGCAGCCAUGACAGAAAAUGCCUCCAGAAGCAGCAAGCAAGAGCACGUGAGAGGAUAAACAGUGGUGUCAAGAUGAGGAACAGUGGGAUCCUACCUAUCCGGGAGGAGACACGACCAGUGGUCCAAGGCUCAUGUCAAAGUGAACUUCAGAGAGCACUGGAGAGGUUAGCAGCAUCCCAAACCCGAACCCAUGAGGAUCUGUACCUAAUCCCCAUCCCCAACUGUGACCGCAAUGGGAACUUUCACCCCAAACAGUGUCACCCAGCAUUGGAUGGGCAACGAGGGAAAUGUUGGUGUGUGGAUCGGAAAACUGGAGUCAAGUUGCCAGGAAGUGUGGAGAUGAAAGGAGAUCUGGAUUGCCAUCAACCUGCAGAUGCCGUGCAGGAGUGACUGGGCUGAAGAGAAGCGGACACUGAGGCUUUCCUUGAUGAACUGUCAAGGAAACAAAUGGUGCUGUUUGAUGAGCAGAUGGAAUGCAAACUGGGGCUAUCACCAUGACACUUAUUUUUUUGUUCCCUGAGAUGGGAAUUGUAACAGCAGUAAUAUCAGCACACAUCCCUGUACAAACUUUAACUGCAUUAAUCAAUGAGGCUCAACCAGCCCUCAACUCUGGUAUAUAAUUUGGUUCCUAUAUAGACUUUGGAGAUUACAUGAUAACUGAUUACAAAACUUUCACACACACAAUCUGCAAGCUUUACGUAAUCUGAUGGGUCGAAAGAGGGAUUCCCCAAGUAAAUCUGCUUUUGCUUUCAGCACAAGAGACAGCAGAAUUGUGUAUUCUUUAAGGGUAUUUUUGCUGAGGGGAAACAAAAAAGAGGAAUAGAUGACCGGUGUGUUCUUCCUCACCCUUUUGUGGGGCUCCACACAACAAAAACCAAAUAGGCUCAACAAUGCCGGACCCUUCCCCAUCCUAGUAUACAUUGUUAUUUUGGGGAUAAGGGAUAGAUUAAACCAAGGAUGGGUAAAACCCAGCAUAAUUUAAAUCCAGAGCUGGAGUUUGUUUUCUGCACUGUGCAUUGCUCAGGCCUGGAACAUGUGAAGCAAUAAGGGUGAUUUUUGAACAUGUAAAUAGUGCACCUCCUAGAGCAAAACAACAAAAACAGCUUGUCUUGGGUUCCACUUUUCUGGAUUAGGAUGCAAGUUUUACAGUCAGAGGAAAGAAUGGGAUACUUCCGAACUGCCCGUCCACUCAGUCUCUUGGUCUUCAAUGAAAGGACUGGCUCGGCUUUGUUUUGUUUUUAAAUUCAGAAACAGAUAGAUGGAGUGGAUGUAUCAGCAGGGCAAUUCAUACCCUGAAACUAGGCUACUCUAAGUAAGUUUAAGAAUCACAAUUUUUGUCAAAACUAGUAAGGAAAAACAAACAAACAAAAUGCUUGUGUAUAAUCUGCACAAAAUUAUUUCCCACUCCAAACGGUGGGAAAUUCACUUUGGUGUUGGGUACAAUUGGGUGUACAUUUUUUAAAAAAAGAAAGGGUAUUUUCUUGAGCUUUGGAUUGUGAUGAUGGGUUUGAAAUAGUGAGUGCAGCGGAUAUUUCAGAAGCUAGAUGUGGGAGGUUACCAAGAUUUUUAUGGUUGCAAUGUUAGCACUUUGUCCCUCCUCAUAAUCGGCAGCAUUAAAUAAAAUAAGAAAAGUAUAUGCAGAAAUGGCUUAAUUGGUUUUCUUUAUAUACAAGGUGGGGGUUAGCUCUGUCCAGCAUAUAAAUUUGCUUUGCUGCAUAAAAUCCCACAUGCUCUGCUUUGAACUGGAAUAUAUGGCAGUGUGGACUCAGAUAACCUAGUUCAAAGCAGAUAUUGUGGGAUUUUCUGCCAUAAUAUUCUGGGUUAUAUGGCUAUGUGGAAGGGCCCUAAGCCAGUGGUCCUCAACCUAUGGGUCGCAGGUGCAACUCCCCAAACCCAGCCAGUUUACUAGCUGUUAGGAUUUCUGGGAGUUGAAGGCCAAAACAUCUGGGGACCCACAUGUUGAGAACCACUGCUCUAAGAGAAGAGCCAUGCAACCAAAAUAAGGAGUAAUAUUUGGGUUCGAUAUAGUUCCAAGCCAGCCUAGACCCUUAAAAACUUGAGGGAGUAAACAUACUAAGCUGUUUGUGGCACAGAGCAUCCAGUCCAGCAUCCAGAAGCAAAGUGAGCUUUCCCCCAGUAUGCAAACUUUGAGAAUAUAUAAGCAUUCUGGUUAUAUAAUAUAAAGGGUAGCAGCAUCACGUACAGAUUGUCACAGGCAUACAGUGAAAUGGCUCCCAUCGACCUAUGGAACCUUAUUUUAAGACCAGACCAAGCAUGCCAGGUAUAGGGACCAAUUUUCUAUCCUCCUGGAGGUGCUUGGCUUGCUAAAAAUCCCUCCCCUACAAAGCCAAUUAAUGUUAAGAAGCUCACUUCAGGCUUUGAAAAGAAAGCUAUUUUUGAUGUUAAAACAGGGCAUGGGAUUAUGACAAUGUACUAUAUUUAAAAGGUUAAUAUUGCAGUUUUAAGGGACUUCUAGGAGCAGCAGUUCAACCCUUUGGAGCCAGGACGUAGGGCCAUAAAAUGCAUCCUUGGAAGCCAUACAUAGUAAUAGGAUCAAACUUUUGGAUUUAAGAGUUCUCUCUUUAGCAUAAUAUCAGAAAGAUCAUAGACCCCCUUUACACUGCCAUAUAAAAUCCAGAUUAUCUGUAGUUUAGAGUCAUAUAGAAUCACUGACUUGGAAGAGACCUUGUGGGCCAUCCAGUCCAACUCCCUGCAAAGAUGCAGGAAAAUCACAUUCAAACCACCCCCGAUAGAUGGCCAUCCAGCCUCUGUUUAAAAGCCUCCAAAGAAGGAGCCUCCAUCUCACUCUGAGGCAGAGAGUUCCACUGCUGAAGAGCUCUCAGAGUUAGGAAGUUCAGGUGAAAUCUUUCCUGUAGUUUGAAGCCAUUGUUCCACAUCCUAGUUUCCAGGGCAGCAGAAAACAAGCCUACUCCCCCCUCUCUCACAUGUUUACACAUGGCCAUCAUGUCUCCUCUCAGCCUUCUCUUCUGCAGGCUAAACAUGCCCAGCUCUUUAAGCCGCUCCUCAUAGGACUUGCUUUCCCAAAUCCAGUUGAAAGCAAAUAAUGUAGAUUAUGUACUUUGAUAUUAUAUGACGGUGUAGAAGGGGCCUUAGUUUCCAUCAAGAAGGGACUGUAACAAUGGUGGAUCUAUUUUCUUGGCCAGUCCUAGUAUGUUCUAUGAAAUUGGAGUCACAGCUUGAUUAGAAGAGCUGCGGCUCAACUUCCUGUGAAAGUGUGGCUCCAUCUACACUUCUACACUUCCAUAUAAAAUCCAGAUUAUCCAGUGUAGUCUUAUAUAAUCCAGUUCAAAGCAGACAAUUUGGUUUGCCUGUUUUGAUAAUCUGGAUGAUCUGGCAGCCUUUGGGUACCAGAAAUCACAUGCUGGAAUAUUGUUCCAUGAAAGAAAAAUUACCCACAUGUUAAAAAGGGGAAUAUAUUUUAACUAAAGCCCCCUCACCUCCCCUUAAACACAAUAUUAAAUUAAAGUUUCUUUUUUUAAAGCCUAUUAUUAUUCCAAUAAUAUAGACAAUAUAAUAUGCAAUAACAAAACAAAAAUAUGUCACAUGGUAGCAACAAAGGCCUAGCAACAGAAAAUAUUUGAAAAUAAAAUAGAGCAAACAACAAACAGAAAAGGAACAAAAAGAAAAGAAAUGCUAAAGAACUUAUCCAAAGAAGGGCAGAAUAUCAAAUUUUAUCUUCAAACUUUUUCUUGCUCCAAGAAUCUGGCUGGCUCCAGCAAGACAAGGCGAGGUGAGGGAAGUAUAUUUUUCCCUUGUCAUUCUGGUUUUUACAUUUUCUCAUUUUUUUUCCGAAGGUUGGGGGAUGGUUGAAUACGUAUGAUCAUGAAAUUUCAACCUAAGAUUGUUGAUGCUACAAUUCCUAGAAUCCUCUAGCCACAGACAUACUGGUCGAGGAACUCAGGGAAUUGCAAUCCCCAAAUACUUACUUAGGCGAUCCCUCGUUGUCCGAGUAAGAUUGUUCUCCAAGUGCGGUGUCCUGGCGAUGGGUACGUAGGUGACUGUUGAGCCCUAUUCUUGACCUGCAUGUCCUUCUGCAAUAAGGGCAUCGGUUUCCAGGUGGAAGGUGGUCCCAGUCAGGGUUGGCUUGACACACCUUCCUCUUGGCACGUUUCUCUCUUUCACCCUCCAUUCGUGCCUCCUUAAAUUCUACAGCACUACUGGUCACAGCUGACCUCCAACGAGAGUGCUCAAGGGCCAGGGCUUCCAAGUUCUCUGUGUCUAUGCCACAAUUUUUAAAGUUGGCUUUGAGCCCAUCUUUAAAUCUCUUUUCCUGUCCUCCAACAUUACGUUUUCUGUUUUUGAGUUCGGAGUAGAGUAACUGCUUUGGGAGGCGGUGAUCAGGCAUUCGGACAAUGUGGCCGGUCCAGUGGAGUUGAUGGCAGAGGACCAUCACUUCAGUGAUGGUGGUCUUUGCUUCUUCCAGCAUGCUGACAUUUGUUGGCCUGUCUUCUCAAGAGAUUUGCAGGAUUUUUUGGGGGCAAUGUUGAUGGAAUCGUUCCAGGAGUUGCAUGUGACGUCUGUAGACAGUCUGCAUCUCACAGGCAUAUAGCAGGGUUGGGAGGACAAUAGCUUUAUAAACAAGCAUCUUGGUAUCCCUACGGAGUCCCAGUCCUCAAACACUCUGUGCUUCUGGGUUAUUGUAGGUUUUUCUGGGUUAUAUGGCUAUGUUCUAGAGACAUAUAGCUGAAACAGUUUUCAAAUGAUAUAACCAUUCACAGUAUGGUAUUGAUAAAACUGUCUCCAACUGCCAAAUUGAAGGGCUGCUUCUCUGUGCUGCCUCUAACCAUUUGGGCUGGUCAUAAACGAUCCAGGAGCCCCCAGUGGCGCAAUGGGUUAAACCCUUGCGCUGGCAGGACUGCUGACCAAAAGGUUGGUGAUUUGAAUAUGGGGAGUAGGGUGAGCUCCCGUCUCUGAGCUCCAGCUUCCCAUGAGGGGACAUGAGAGAAGCCUCCCACAGGAUGGUAAAACAUCCGGGCAUCCCCUGGGCAAUGUCCUUGCAGAUGGCCAAUUCUCUCACACCAGAAGCGACUUGCAGUUUCGAAAAUCGCUCCUGAUACAAAGUAAAUAAAUAAAUAAAAGAUCAAUUCAAACAUUUCAAUGUGGAGAAGAAAAAAACGGAGGGCCAAGCUGGAUGCAACUUUAACAUCAGCCGUGUCUGUGUAUUUGGAGAGCGUAAUGAACAGUGAGAAGGAAUUUAAAAGUUUCCUGUUGCAUUUCUCAGGAUAAUUCCCUUUCCAGAGGAAAUACAAUGAGAAAUUUCCUUCCAGUACAAGUUGGGUCCUCAGAUAAGGGAGUUUUCUUAGGGCUGUAGCAAUGGGAGAAAGAGAGAACCCUCCCACACUUGCAAAGGCAGCUCCUGCAAGCAGCGAUCAAAAGUGGAGAACCAAAAGAGCCGGCUUACCAUUAGAGUUGAAGAUGUUGGGGCAUUGGCAACUAUUGCUCUGAGCCCCCGUCUUUUCCUCUCUCUAGGUAUGGUAUCCUCAACCCUGAAAACAGGGCAGUACUAGGGUUAAAAUAAGAAUGAAACUUUUGCUUUGAUAUGUUUUAUGUGUGUGCACCAAAGAAAUUGUGUCCUUUGUCUCACAUGGUUAAAUAUUGUACUCGGAAUAACUAAGCAAAAGGAGGGAAAGUGUAUAGCUAAUGCUGAAUAUUGCUAGAAACAGCAAUCCAUGCCACAUGAUUUCCUUACAGGCCACAUGAUUUCCACCUCUAUCUUAACAUGCUUCAUUUUACCUUGGCACAUUUUAGUUCAGAAAGACUAAGGCUGAUUCUACAUUGUACAAUUAAUGCAGCGCAGCACCAUUUUAACUACCAUGGCUUAAGGUAAAGGUAUAGGUUUUCCCCUGACAUGAAGUCCAGUUGUGUCUGACUCUGGGGUGUGGUGUUCAUCUCCAUUUCUAAGCCGAAGAGUGGCGUUGUCCAUAGACACCUCCAAGGUCAUGUGGCCGGCAUGACUGCAUGGAGCACCGUUACCUUCCUGCCGGAGCUGUACUUAUUGAUCUACUCACAUUUGCAUGUUUUCGAACUGCUAGGUUGGCAGAAGCUGGGGCUAACAGCGGAAGUUCACACCGCUCCCCGGAUUCGAACCGGCAACCUUUUCGGUCAACAAGCUCAGCAGCUCAGUGCUUUAACCCACUGCGCCACCAGGGGUUUAGGAAUCGUGGGAGUUGUAGUUUGUCAAGAUACCAACAUUCUUUCCCAGAGAAACUUUCAUGUCAAACUAAAGCUCCCAUGAUUUCAAAGCAUUGAGCCAUGGUAGUUCAAGUGGUGUCAAACUGCAUUUAUUCUAGAGUGUAGACACACUCAAAAGAAUUUUUUGUUCAGAGAUAGCCGGUGCAAUGGGGAAGGGGAAGAGGAGACGGAGGAAAUUAAAGUUGCUUUUUGGAUAAUUUUUGAAAACCUGCAUUAAGAAUGUCUGUUUGCUUCCACUUCUGCUCUGCUUGUAUAUUUGUAAAUAAAGCAAAUGUUAAAAAGAAA